Cottoperca gobio is the source of this 4807-nucleotide messenger RNA. It is a transcript of the gene mpp7a, whose product is annotated as MAGUK p55 scaffold protein 7a. The transcript is spliced from 20 exons. Gene Ontology annotation, molecular function: protein binding. NCBI's taxonomy places the organism in Eukaryota, Metazoa, Chordata, Actinopteri, Perciformes, Bovichtidae. Bases 412 to 2211 code for a protein of 599 amino acids. The record is from RefSeq and is a predicted model, not a curated record.
UCCAACCGUUAUCGUUAUGUCUAAAUAAACAAACCGUUUCCAAACCAGCGCCUUUGGCAGACCACUUUAUCUGUCUUGGAGAGUGGCACGGUUGAGGCGUAACAUUUUGAAAGGUUGUGUUCUUGCAGAUAGAAAGCGGGGAGUGUUUAAGUAGGUUUAAAGCAACAACGCGCGUUCUAAAGUGGAGGAUAAAACAACCGUAAAAUUUUGUUUUCGAAGGAACCAUUGGAGUACAUUGUGACCGGCAAUACACCAUUCAACUCCAACCUCUGAUGCGAAGGCUCCAUGGCAUAAACCCUGUCCUCAGAUUCAGCUGGUCCCUGGGAAGAGCUGCCGAGGAACUCACUACUCUGACGCCCCGCUGCCAUUUUCCACAGCCUGAGGGGAACCAGGAAGCAGCCGGCAGGAGCCAUGCCUGCCCUGGCCACCGGAGCCGGCCACGAGCCAGGUCUGUACGAGCUGCUGGCUGCUCUGCCCUCUCAGCUGCAGCCCCAUGUCAGCCGCCCUGAGGACAACAUCUUCCUCAAGGACAUGUUUGGGGAGAGAAGCCUCCAAUCGCUGAUCAAGAUCCACGAACAGCUGCAGCUCUACGAAGAGAGCAAACCUGUCCCGGUCCUGGACAGCGCUACAGCUCUGGUCCAUGAAUUGUCCGAGGAACUGGAAGGGAAAUCUGCCAAUGGAGAAAUUAAAGAGCUUCUCAAACUGCUGGCCAAACCCCACGUAAAGAGCCUCCUGUCGGUUCAUGACACUAUCGCCCAGAAGAAUUACGACCCCGAACUACCUCCGCUGCCUGAUGACAUUGACGACGAUGAGGAUUCUGUGAAAAUCAUUAGACUGGUCAAAAACAAGGAACCUCUCGGAGCAACGAUAAGGCGUGAUGAUCACACAGGAGCCAUCCUGGUGGCUCGGAUAAUGAGAGGAGGGGCAGCCGACAGAAGCGGACUGAUUCAUGUUGGAGAUGAACUGAGGGAGGUCAAUGGAAUCCCUGUGGAUGACAAGAAGCCAGAGGAAAUUAUUCGUAUUCUGGCCCAGUCGCAAGGAGCCAUUACAUUCAAAGUUGUCCCCGCCAUCAAGGACGAGGUGCCAAGCAAGGAGCAAAAGGUGUUUGUGAAGGCACUCUUUGACUACAACCCAAAAGAGGACAAAGCCAUCCCAUGUAAGGAGGCUGGACUGGCGUUCAAGAAGGGCGCCAUCCUUCAGAUCAUGAGUCAAGAUGAUGCAACGUGGUGGCAGGCCAAACAUGAGGGGGAAGCCAAUCCACGUGCCGGCUUAAUCCCAUCCAAACAGUUCCAGGAGCGGAGAUUUGCACUACGGCGACCUGUUGCGACUCUCCUGCCCCAGAAGACUUCUAGCCGGCGAUCAUAUGAUGUGGCUGUAGAGUUUGCUGAGGAGAUCGAAGAGGACGCUGACUAUAGUAGCGGAUUCCACCUAGCUGGGUUCAGGAGAAGCUUCCGUCUGAGCAGGAAGGACAAGAAGACCAACAAGUCCAUGUACGAGUGUAAGAAGAGUGAAAUGUACGACAUGGCCGACGUUCCCACGUACGAGGAGGUCACCCCGUACCGCAGGCAGAGUGGGGCUAAACACAGCCUGGUGAUCCUAGUAGGACCCGCGGGAGUCGGCUUGAAUGAGCUCAAGAGGAAACUGUUGAUCUCAGACCCCCAGCACUUCAAUGUGACCAUCCCACACACCAGUCGGGCCAAGAAGAACCAGGAGAGCGACGGCGUGGAAUACCACUUCAUCUCCAAACAUCUCUUCGAGACAGAUAUCCACAAUAACAAGUUCAUCGAGUACGGCGAGUACAAAGGGAAUUACUACGGGACAAGUCUAGACUCGAUACGCUCCGUCCUCUCCAAGAACAAAGUGUGCCUGUUGGAUGUCCAGCCUCAUACCAUAAAGCACCUGCGGACGGCAGAGUUUAAACCCUUUGUAGUGUUUGUGAAGCCUCCGACGAUCGAGAGAUUGAGGGAGACCAGACAAGCCGCCAAAAUCAUAUCGGGCAAGGACGACAAAGGAUCUGCCAAGCCUUUCACGGAAGAGGACUUCGAGGAGAUGUUGAAAAGUGCCCAGAUGCUGGAGACUCAACAUGGCCACCUGUUCGAGAAGGUCAUAGUCAACGACGACCUCUCGGCGGCCUUCAGCGAGAUGCGGUUGGCGCUAAAGAAAGUGGAGACGGAGACUCACUGGGUUCCGGUCAGCUGGACUCACUCCUGAGAUCCACACUGACCAUACAAGGAGAAAAAGGGGAAGGCUUUUGACAAUAAUACGCAGUUUUUUUUUAAUCUUUCUAUGUCUGCUGUGGCUGGGGUUGGGAGAAUAACGGGAAUAAAAGGAGACAGCGCCUGGCUGCUGUGCCGCCAUACCUGAGCAGCACAGAGCUAAAAAUAAGCUUUUUGCCUGAGAUCAAUCUGGAUUUAGACUUCAGCUGUGGUCUGGAUGUGGAUCUCCAGGUCUGACCAGUUCUGACAGGGCUGAGGGUAAGGGCGUCUGUCCAGAAUAUGGGCCUUGGACAUUGAUCUGUGACUCAGUCUGUGCCACACAACCAUGACCAUGAGUUGGAGCUGAAUGUAGAACGAGCUUGUACCAGCGGUCCUGCCAGCACAUCAGCAACCGCGCCAACCAGGACUCCGUCUUUUAGUGUGUUUAUAACAUUAGACCAUUAGAAACCAAAGGGAUUGACGCAUUUCUCCCUGUUGGACAACUUACAUGCAUUAUGUCUGUAGAGGAACACAAGCUCUGAAGGGAAAAGAGCGAGAAAAGGAAAACAUUUGCCUUCUGUCUUUACUAUAUUUCUGUGCUUCUAUAAUGCUUCCAUGACUGUUAGUCCAAACAUAACAUGAUCAGGUACUUUUUCAAGAAAGGGAAGUAAGUGUCAUUUUUAUUUAAGAGAAAUUAAUAUAUUUUCUAAUAUCCUCCGGUUGUUUUUUUUGCAUACCUUUUUAUAUACAAAUCUUUUAAAGCAACCUAUAAGCUCACUCUCUGACAGCUUUUUCUUCUUUUUUUUUUACACCAGAGGCGUAUCAUAUUUCAGUCAAGUGUUUUGAUUUCAUUACACUUGUCUACAUUUUCCCCCUUCAAAGCACAUACAGAGCCAUUUCAUUUAGGUGUUAUUCCAUUUCAGAGCAUUUUGCAAAGCCACUCUUCACAUGAAGGUGCCCAGCAUAACAGCUUUGCCAUUUAAAGUCCCAGAACUGGACACUUUUGGCUGUCUGCUAGAAGAAAAAUGGUUACAAUUGUGUUUUAUUAGGGUGGAGUCUUUAUUUUUAUUCACAUAAAAAAUGGCUUCAGCAAGGCUGCUAAUAGAAGGUCCACAGCACACUUCCAGCGUUUUAACUAUAUGCUAAGUAAGCCUAGCUGCUCCCGACUUGAUGAUCAUUAGAAGUUUAUUGCUAAUUUGAGUCUCCUAUUCCCAGUCUAAAUUAUUCUCUUUUUUUUUACUCGGAGCUUCUCUUUUUUUCUUUUACUUCAAAUGGAUUUUCAAAGCAGCUAGUCACUAGUCCUGGCUGUAUUAUUAUCAUCAUUAACAUGUUACAGCCCUGGUAGCUUCUUGGUUUGUUACUGUAGUAAAAAACCUGAUAAAGAGCAAUAAUUUAUACUUUAAAGGAUUUCAAGUUUGGUUUCUUGCCGAAAGUGAGAUAAGAAGAUCGAUACCACUUUAAUGUCUGUAUAUUAUUUAUGGAGCUAGAGCAAAGAGGCGAUUAUCUUAGCUUAGCUUAGCGCUUAGCUUAGCAUAAAGACUGAAAACAGAGGGUAACAGGUAGUCUGUCCAAAGUUCAGAAAGAAGCAGCACCUCUAAAGUUGUGGUUUUAUGAACCUGUUUCUGUUUGUGAACAAGAUAUUUGUUCAUUUUUAGGGUUUAAAGGUGCUGCUACACAUAUUUGUCAUGCUUUGUCUGUAUGCUAAGCUAAGCUAAUUACCAUCUGGCUCUGGCUCCAUACUUCACACUCAGACAUGAGAGUGGUAUCGAUCUUCUUGUUUAACUCUUGGCAAGAAAGCCAAUGAGCGUAUUUUUCACAAAAACUAAAACUCGUCCUGUAAUUAUAUUGUUUGAACAAUUGGCAUUCAUUCUGUACAAAUAAUAUUUGUCUCAUACACUAGCUGUAUGUCUAACUCAGGUUGCAUUGCCCAGGUUUCUUUAUGUUUGUCUAUUCUACCUUUUCCACCUACUAUACUAUUUAUAUAUUUGAUUUGUGUCCAUUUAAAAAAAGGGUAAUAUCAGUGUUCAGUAAUGAUAACACAUUUUAAAGGGCUUUUAACACCUAACCCUAACCCUCACUUUGCCCCUAGUCACAUUAAUUUCCCUUUUUAUAUAUUACUUUACGUGUUCACCUUUUCAUAUCUUAGCCCUCUGCCAUCUAUUUUAUUGAUCAGAAUCAGAUUUGUACAGUCACCAGAAAAUAUUUUUAAUUUCUUGCUGUAAAUGAAAUGCUGUUGUAUGAAUUUGCAUUAUUCUUGCUACAUUUUAUAUUAAAGAAAAUCCAACUAAACUUGUAUUUGUAAGGUGUUCAAUGAAAAGAGUGAGAGCAGUGAAGUGGAAAAAUAUUCCUGUGUGUCUGGGAUUUGUGCCAUUGAGUGCCAUUCACAUCUCUCUUUGUUCGGUUUUGGGAAGAAUAUUCCAGCCACAUCUUUCAGCCGCUGCCACAGAAGUUCGCUCCGGAGUGCACAGUUGUGUAAACAGAACUGACACCAUUCAUCUUGGUAAAUAACAGCGCUAGAGAGAAAGUAAAUGUCAAUUUCUGAAUUUGAGUACUUUUUCCCCACACUGCAAUCACCUUUUUACUUAUUGAAUUUGAAACGGUUAUUUGGCUUC